AUGAGCAGUAGGUACGCCCCAGACACAUCUAGCUGUGCCCGGCGUAGGAUAAACUUUGCAAAGCGUUCUGCUGUCUUACUUAGCAACAUUGACUUUUUUGUUACAAAAUAUAAAGUCAACAUGCCUGCAGUGUGUUCAGCGUUCAACUGCACAAAUCGCAGCGAUAAAACAACAAAUAUUUCAUAUUAUAAAUUUCCUUUAAAAGAUAAGGAAAUUACAAAAAGAUGGGUUAUAAAUAUGAAGCGAGAAAACUGGUUUCCUACUACAGCCAGUUACCUCUGUUCAGCUCAUUUUGAAGAGAAAUAUAUGUACCACACAAAUGUCCAGAGGUGCCUUUUGUCAAAACCAGUACCUGCUAUCUUUAACUUUCCACCACAUUUACAAAAGCAAGAUAAAGAAUUACGACCACAACCCAGAAAGCGAUCUUUCGACAAUUUGCAAGAUAGUGCUAUUACAGUGACAUCAUUAGCACAAAUGCCUGUCAGACCCACAUCUGUUUCUGCUGACCACAAUUACUGUCUACCAAGCCCUAAGAAGUUGAAAACACAAUAUAACAGAGUACAAGCAGAGAAUGUGCGACUAAAGAAGCGGAUAAAGCAAAUGAAGCAACUUAGUGCACGACACAAAAGAAGAAUAGUGCAGUUACAGACUUUAGUUGCUGGUUUGAGAAGAAGGCUAUGUAGUUCAGUUUCUGAUAUGUUAAACAGUGAACAUGUAGUUAGUUUGUUGAAGGAGCUAUUGGAACUUCAGUGCAGUGCUAAACUAUGCCAUUAUUCUCAGCAAAUAAGGAAAUUUGCCCUGACCCUACACUUUUAUUCUGCCAAGGCAUACAGCUACUUACGAAAAUUUGUGAAAUUACCCCACCCAAGAACGCUUCGACUUUGUUAUUGA
Molecule: messenger RNA, 891 nt
Organism: Schistocerca piceifrons (Central American locust)
Lineage: Eukaryota; Metazoa; Arthropoda; Insecta; Orthoptera; Acrididae
Product: THAP domain-containing protein 1-like
Exons: 4
Coding region: 1-891 (296 amino acids)
Source: RefSeq, a predicted model, not a curated record